Messenger RNA from Pelobates cultripes (western spadefoot toad), 430 nucleotides. The record is from the annotation of a GenBank genome assembly. NCBI's taxonomy places the organism in Eukaryota, Metazoa, Chordata, Amphibia, Anura, Pelobatidae.
AUGGCGGCUCCACGAAAACCUCCUAUCCAACCCGCAGGUGGCCCAAGACGUACAACAAGCCCUGACGAACUACUUCACCGAGAACUUACCACAGGACACAUCCCCCCUCUUGACAUGGGAGGCCCACAAGUGUGUGAUAAGUGUGGGAUUCUCAUCUCACACUCCUCUGCCCUGAAGAAGGCACGGGACCACACGAUCCGAGAACUAACGGCCAAGAUAGGGACCCUAACACAGGCCCACAAGCAAACACUAGACAACACACUUCUCGGGGAACUCACAGCAGCCCGUGAAGAACUAGCACGGACCCUGCGGCAAUCGUACACUAGGGCCCUCCAGCGCACUAAAUCAUUCUUCUACACAGAAGGGGAUAAGUGCGGCAGGUUGCUGGCCAGAAUGAUCAACAAAAAACGCUCCAUGACAUAUAUUGCAC